CCCUCCAUCAAUUGCACAGGACCCCGCAAUGAAAGAACAAGAAACGGGACCAGGAGCAAGAGGGGCACGCCACGCAUCACCGACGGCAUCCCCCCUUCUUUCCCGUCGGGUUUUCAUAGCAAACCCUUCGACCUAUUCCUUUACACUUUAUACAUGAUGGCCGAGACGCAGCGACAGGAGAUCGUAACCGAACCCCAGAGUCGUCGUGUCACUUACUGCGGCGUGUGCAGCCUUCCCCCAGAGUAUUGCGAAUAUGGCGGUACGGUGAAAAAGUGCCAGGACUGGCUUCAAAAGAACGAGCCCGCCCUCUAUGACACCAUCUGGUCACCAGAAGCCCUAGAGGCCGCAACGGCCUCUCUCUCCGUUGAAGCCCAGAAGCGCGCCGCCAAAGACGCGCAGAAGAAAGCCGCCAAGGCGCAAGCCGCAGAGGCCAAGCAAGCCGACAAGCUGGCCAACAGCCAUAUCGUCAUCAAGAGGAUCGAGCGCAACAAGAAGAAAUUCGUCACCGCCGUCAUCGGCCUCGAGGCCUUCGGUCUGGAAUUGAAGAAAGUCGCCAAGGACCUCGGAAAGAAGUUCGCGACAGGGUCUUCCGUGACCAAAACCCCCAGCGGCGGGGAGGAGAUCGUCGUGCAGGGCGACGUCAGCGACGAAAUUGAAGAGUUCUUGUUGGAGAAGUACAAGGAGAUACCCGAGGACAAUAUCGAGUUGGUGGACGACAAGAAGAAGAAGAAGGCGGCGGCGGCGGCGGCGGGGGCGGCAGGUUGAUUGAAAUCACAAUCUCGCCUGGGGGAAAUAUGGGGAAAUGGUGACGACUGCAGGGGCCUCGCCCAACGAAUCGCUACCAUCUAGAAUUGGUUCCAUUCGGCCUUGUAUAUCCCGAGAGAAGCUCCCGCGGACAAAAUCUGUCAUGUCACAUUUCCGUGCCUC
This is a messenger RNA of Sodiomyces alkalinus F11, 927 nucleotides long. RefSeq names its product translation machinery-associated protein 22. The coding region runs from base 154 to 765 and encodes 203 amino acids. Gene Ontology annotation, molecular function: mRNA binding; translation initiation factor activity. Gene Ontology annotation, biological process: translation reinitiation; formation of translation preinitiation complex. The record is from RefSeq and is a predicted model, not a curated record. The transcript is spliced from 4 exons. NCBI's taxonomy places the organism in Eukaryota, Fungi, Ascomycota, Sordariomycetes, Glomerellales, Plectosphaerellaceae.